This is a messenger RNA of Chlorella variabilis, 1161 nucleotides long. RefSeq lists its product as hypothetical. Lineage: Eukaryota; Viridiplantae; Chlorophyta; Trebouxiophyceae; Chlorellales; Chlorellaceae. Gene Ontology annotation, biological process: protein methylation. Gene Ontology annotation, molecular function: protein methyltransferase activity; nucleic acid binding. The transcript is spliced from 8 exons. The coding region runs from base 1 to 1161 and encodes 386 amino acids. The record is from RefSeq and is a predicted model, not a curated record.
AUGCAGCGAGCGUUGAGCUUUGCGCACAGCGUGCUCGCGCUGCAGCAGGUCCACCGCUGGUCUCCAGACGUGGCGCUGGCCAUACUGAGCUGUGGCAGUCUGCGUUCCGACUUGCUGGCCUGGCAGGCGGCGGCGCAGCGGCAGGUGGAGGCAGUGGGGGACAGCUGGGCGCAGCAGGACGAGGGCCCCUCCGCGGAAGACCUGCAGGCAAGGAGGCCUGGCGCGGGGGCGGGGAGCCUUGCCAUCAUGCUGCAAACAGAGCUGAACUGGCUGCUGGACGACUCCCUGGCCGCCUGGGCGCGCCCCGGCGGCGACUGGCGCAGCAUCAGGUGGCAGCAACUGGAGCGGGACCUGAAGGAGGCGGCAGGGGUUGCGGAGGCGGUGUGGGAGCAGCGGCUGCAGCAGCGCAUCCCGCUGCAGUACCUCACCGCCACCGCCUUCUGGCGGGACAUCGUGCUGUCAGUGGGCCCAGGCGUGCUGAUUCCCCGCCCGGAGACGGAGCUGGUCAUCGAUUUUGUGCAGGAGGCGGUGGCCGCCGCCCCCGAGCUGGCCCGCGGCGCCUGGGCAGACCUGGGGACGGGCAGCGGGGCGCUGGCGGUGGGGGUGGCGCGGGCGCUGCCGCAGGCGCAACAGGUGUACGCAGUUGACUUGAGCCCAGUGCCGCUGUCGUAUGCGGCUUUCAAUGCGCGCAGGCUGGGCGGCAGCUGGUUUGAGCCACUGGAGGCGGCGGGGAUGCCCCAGCUGGCCGGGGUGGUCAGCAACCCGCCCUACAUCCGCUCCACAGACAUGCCCAGCCUGCAGGCGGAGGUGGGCAGGCACGAGCCGCACCUGGCGCUGCACGGCGGCGAGGGCCUGGGCAUCGACUGCCUGCUACCCAUCUGCAUGGGGGCCGCCCGCCGCCUGCAGCCCGGCGGCUUCCUGGCGCUGGAGACGGCGGGAGGCGAGCAGGCACACUACAUCGCCGACCUGCUGUCCCACAUGCGGCGCAGCGCGCUGGGCGGCUGUGGCCCCGCAGACGGCAUCACCGGGGGCAGCGGCGUGCCGGGCAGGGAGCAGCUGGCGUUUGAAGACGUGCGGGUGAGGAGGGACCUGAGGGGCGUGGACCGCUUUGUGACUGCCAGCCGCGCCGCCGCACCCGCCACCGGCCCAGAGGAUGAGUGA